CUGUACCACAGGGGGGUCAUCCUGGCUCAUCCCCCCCCCCCUUCUUCUUUGCAGUCCUCGUACCCCUCUUGGCCUGGGUUGGACUUGUGUACCCCAUAUAAAAGCCGUCCGCAAAACUAGCACCCUUCACAACCGCCAUUUCACCCUUGACCGAGUGAGUUCGCGGAUCCAUCUCGCUCUUUUCUUCACCUCCCCACCGAAAGAAAAAAAAAAAAAGUGCUUCACCUCAUCAUUUCUUCUAUUAUUAUACCACUAUAUACCCCGAAAAAAAAAUAUUUUCGUGACUGCGAAAUUUGAAUUUUGAAAAAAAAAGAAAAUUGGCGUCGGAAACCAUGGGUUCUACCAAGGAGUUAUUGACGUGGAGCGGACAAAUGCCCGGGUUGCCAAACUUGCCGCAUUUUGCGAUGGGUUUCGGCAAUGGGUCCAUCGUGGACAAGAUCCCGGCUGACAUGCUGUUUCUGGUGGACAGGCAUUGGAACCAGUUCCCCCCACUUGAUACACUCACUUACAUGAUCCUGGGGGUCUUCAUCAUCGUUGCUGGCAUGAUCAGCGUCAUCGGAAAUGGGAUGGUGAUGUACAUCUUUUUGACAACCAGGACACUUAGAACCCCGUCAAACCUGUUGGUGAUCAACUUGGCAUUUUCCGAUUUCCUCAUGAUGUUUGGCAUGUUUCCCUUCAUGGCUGUCUCCAGCUUCUACGAAGUAUGGGCUUUUGGUCCUUUGGCAUGCCAGAUUUACGGGUUUGUUGGGAACCUGUCAGGCUGCAUGUCCAUCUGGUCUCUUGCCAUGAUUGCCAUUGAUCGCUACAACGUGAUUGUCAGGGGCAUUUCAGCGCAACCCAUGACCUAUUGCAGGGCCGCAGGGUAUAUUGCCUAUGCCAAUAUCUCUUCACUUGCCUGGUGCAUUGUGCCAUUGUUUGGCUGGGGACGGUAUGUUCCUGAAGGAAACAUGACGGUUUGCGGAACUGAUUCCGUGUCAGACGACUGGAAUAACAAGAGUUACGUGGUUAUUUAUUCUGUGUGGGUUUACUUCGUCCCACUGUUUAUCUUCAUCUUCUGCUACUCAGCAAUUGUGCGAGCAGUUGCUAAUCAUGAGCACCAGAUGCGUGAGCAGGCGAAGAAGAUGAACGUCCAGAGUCUUCGAUCUGCUGAUUCCAACAAAGCCAGCGCUGAAAUCAAACUCGCCAAGAUCGCGCUCAUGACCAUCACUCUCUGGUUCAUCGCAUGGACCCCAUACCUGGUCAUCAACAUCCAGGGUCAAAUCGACAAGAACUCAGUCACCCCUUUGUUCACGGUGUGGGGCUCAGUGUUUGCCAAAUGCGCGGCCGUGUACAACCCCAUCGUGUACGGCAUUAGUCAUCCAAAGUACCGUACCGCACUCGCGGAACGCUUCCCUUGGAUGGUCUGCGGCAGCACCAAGAAUGACGACACUGUUUCCAAUGCGACCACAGAGGGCAGCACCACUGAAAAGGGAGACGAAGAAGAGAACAAGGUCUAAAAAAAACACGUGGUGACAAGCAAAAAAAAAAGAAAAAAAAGGCUGACAAGUGAACACGUUUCUUGAUUGCUUUCUAUAUAUAUGCAGUUUUGUUGAACAGAAACAUUUUUUUAUUUUUUUCUCUCCAUGGGAUUUCCCACUUUCCCAGGGUAUACCAAUCAGCAUUCCUCAAACAAAUGAAGGAAAUUUAAUUAGAUUAAAAUGAGGAAACACUUAUUAAACUUGUUUAUUCAAGUAGAGUAUUUUUCCUGGAUCAUAUUGGGAAGAAUUUAUGGAAAUAUAUUGGUUGAAAUUUAAUUCUGUAAAGCAAAUCCAAUUUUUUCACUUUCCAGUUGGAAACAAAAAUUCCCUCACCCCAAUGUUCAAAACUUUAAAAUCGGUUUCACUCCUUCCAAUUUUUCGAUUGUCCCUUAACCAGUUGAGUUGAAAUAUUACACUAUAACAGACAUAACAGGAACUUCUAAUUUAUGAGCAGAUAUGUUUUUAAAUUACAAUAUGCAUAUAUUCUGUGUUCCAGGAACCCAUAAAACUCACUUUAUUUAGUUUUGAAAUAGCUGUCUUUUAUUGUCAAUGUGUUGAAUUUGUCCUUUGAAUCAGUCUUAUAAAUCAAACUAUAUUUUUAAGUUCAUUACUGUGCAUCAAUUUCUUGCGCUUGAAAACUAUAUCAUAAACACCUGAAAAUAUUUGAAAAUUGGUCAUUACAGGUUUCAUCAGCGGAACUCUUCUAAUAGAAUUUUGAAAUAGUUGAUUCACCAGCAUCUAUUGGAUAUAAAAAGUGCAAAAUUGUGCAAACUUAAGUCUAUAAGUUUGCAGCCACGCAGCGAAAAUCACUCAAAUAAAUGAAAAAUGGCAUGUGUUUCAAGCUUGUUUAUGCAAGCAAAGAAACAAGGAAAUGUAUAGAAUUCAUUUUCCUGCCAUGAUAUAUAGAAACAAUUUAAAGCAGCCAUUCAAAAUCUUGUAAUUCUCAAUGUGCAGUUUUUGGCUUCAGAGCAUGUUUCAAAGUCUCCUUUUGAGGACACUUUUCAGAAUUCCUGCUCUGUGAUGAUUCAAAAAAACUCUGAAACUAAGCAAGUGUAUUCUUCCACUCCCUCUUUUGAACAACCACCAUCAUUGCAGUCCUUGGCAUCUAAUUUUAGAAUUUUGAGAUUAUUUAUCAAACAAGAUCAAUUAUAUAAUGAACAUUAAUUGUUCAUUAAUGAACUGUGAGGUUCAUGUGAUCCAAACACUGCUUAAAACUGUAUUGUAGAUCAGAAAAUUGCAGGUAAUGUACAUAUAAAAGGCAAUGUUUUCAGCUGGGUAAAUAAAAUGUUGUCAUUUUUUAACAGAGCGUCCUUAUUUAAAGUUAAUAUGUAAAGUUGCAAUCAAGUUAUAGUUCAUAAUUCGCAUUAAAAAAAUUAUGGCUGUGCAACUAAGUGAAAAAAGGGACUGAGGUCUGUGUGACUGUGAAUAGAAAACUCUGGUGGUAACUCUUUUCUAUGAAGGUAAUUAUUCUGUCCAAAUUGACAAAUUCAUGCAUGAAAAUAGAAAGAGGAUCCCCAUUGUUUACAAUAAAUUCAUCCAUGAGGGUCCAGCAAAAGGAACUUUAUAGAGAAGUUAUUAUUGUACUUGAAUAAAAGAGCAAGUUUGAGAACAAUAUUUUCCAAUAUACUUUUCCUGCGCAAAAAAAAGCCACACCAACUGUGUCCAAUUCUUCAGCAGUCAUUCAAAAUUGAGUAGAAUUAAUGUGAAAUUUUUAUGUGUCCCAGCAUUAAAAUUUUUUUAUCAGAUAGAAUGUAGAAUUAUUUCUAAAGCUCCAAAAUCACUUAAUGAGUCAGAUUUCUUCCAUUUCCCAAUUUUUGGUUUUGUGGGAAAGCUUGUGGAGGGAAAAAUCUCAUUCUAAUUGUCCAAGAAUUUUUUUUUAGACUGGGUUUCUCAUCUUCAAAACAAGCAAUUAUACUUGGACUCAUCAUCAUAGAAACAACAAAACAACGUUUUUUUAUUCAACAUUGUCUUGCCACUUCAUUGUUGCUUGAAUGAAGCAUUCAUUCAUUCUUCUGUGGCAAUAAGGAGAUUAUUUCUAUAGACACGAGACGAGGCCUUUUCCGUUCGCGAUUGUGCUUUGAAUUCGAAAAAAAAAUGUAUGUCAGAAAUAAAAUAUGUCAAAUUCUCAAGCAAGA
Molecule: messenger RNA, 3652 nt
Organism: Notodromas monacha
Lineage: Eukaryota; Metazoa; Arthropoda; Ostracoda; Podocopida; Cyprididae
Source: the annotation of a GenBank genome assembly